AUGGAAUCAUCAGAUUAUCGUGCAAGCCUUCCCCCGAGGAGUCUGGAUUCAUCCAUAGCGGGCGCGGCGUCUGCUUUGUCAAGACCCUUGGCUGAAGCUGAAAACGUAAAAUCUCCCUCGGCGGCUUUGGAUGAGAAAAUUGCCGCAAUUCGUCGCGCUUGUGGCGAUGGCGAUGUGCGGGCGUUGGUUUCGUUCGCCACAAGUGAAGGUGGCCUGUUAAAUGAUGAAUUGAGGCAGGCAGCAUGGCCGAUUCUGCUCAAAUGCACUCAACCUCGAUCAGUGGAAGAGCUGAAACCCUCUAGCGACCUACCGCGGCAUUCGGAUGAAGAUCAAGUGCACCUCGAUGUCAACCGUGCUUUUGUCUAUUACCCUAAUGUGCCUGAGGAGGAUCUAUUGAAAAAGAAAAGCCAACUGUCGGAGCUGAUUACGCGGAUCCUGCGCAACUAUCCCAUGCUAUGCUAUUUCCAGGGAUAUCACGACAUUGCUCAAGUGUUGCUGCUUGUGCUGGGCACUCAUGGUGCCGGGCAAGCCUUGGCCCGAGUCUCACUGUUUCGCAUCAGAGACUACAUGCUUCCAUCGCUCACUCCUGCCCUCAAACAUUUGCAGUUGAUUCCUGCUAUAGUCGGCACAGUUGACCCGGAGCUGUGGGAACACCUCGCAAACAUUCAACCAUUCUUUGCGCUUGCAUCAGCGCUAACACUCUAUGCACACGAUAUUGAAGAAUACAGCGAUAUCGCUCGCUUGUUCGACUUCCUUCUCGCCCAAGAGCCGGUGGUUGCCAUAUACCUCUUCGCAGCCAUCAUUCUCUCGCGCAAGAAGGAGUUGAUCGAAAUCCCGGACGACGAACCGGAGAUGCUGCACUUCACUCUUUCGAAGUUGCCAUGCCCGCUGAACUUGGAGGACUUGAUCUCAAGCGCUGUUGAUAUAUUUAAGAAUCAUCCGCCGGAAAAUCUCCCUUCAGGAUCUUGGAGUAAGAUUCCCAAGCACAGCGUCCUUAAAACAUCCCGCCACCACGCGCCCAUUCAAGAUGUUGAGGAGGCAGUCCAGAUGUUUCAUCGCCAGGCCCGUCAAAUUCAAAGAGAGGAGCAACGGAAGCAAGCGCUUGAGUCUGCGUCGAGAUACAGGAAGACGAUCGGGUCUGUUGCCUUCGCAGUAAUUGUCGGUGUCGUAUCUAUUUAUGUCCGCAAAAGGGGUCUUGAUUCUUCAAUGUGGCUUUAUGCAAGUCGGCUCCGGGCUAUGCUCGGAGUCUAG
Penicillium diatomitis is the source of this 1251-nucleotide messenger RNA. RefSeq names its product TBC domain-containing protein. Gene Ontology annotation, molecular function: GTPase activator activity. The record is from RefSeq and is a predicted model, not a curated record. Gene Ontology annotation, cellular component: endoplasmic reticulum membrane. The transcript has 3 exons. Bases 1 to 1251 code for a protein of 416 amino acids. NCBI's taxonomy places the organism in Eukaryota, Fungi, Ascomycota, Eurotiomycetes, Eurotiales, Aspergillaceae. Gene Ontology annotation, biological process: positive regulation of GTPase activity; endoplasmic reticulum to Golgi vesicle-mediated transport.